This is a messenger RNA of Helianthus annuus (common sunflower), 1519 nucleotides long. Its product is annotated as (S)-8-oxocitronellyl enol synthase CYC2. The coding region runs from base 172 to 1290 and encodes 372 amino acids. Lineage: Eukaryota; Viridiplantae; Streptophyta; Magnoliopsida; Asterales; Asteraceae. The transcript is spliced from 2 exons. The record is from RefSeq and is a predicted model, not a curated record.
UGAGUAUAUAUAAAUCUGUAAGUCUUAUCUUUAUAUUUGUGGUUGAGGAUUUCCUAUAUAGUCGAAGGCUCUAUAUAAAACAAAAUAUAAAGCACUAUAUCUCAUCACUUCAUCAGUCUAGUUCAUAGCCCCAUAUCAUAUUAUUCUCUCUCUUUCCAUCAAACACACACAAUGGAGCAAACAAACCGUGUGGCUCUUAUUGUGGGCGUCACCGGCAUGGUGGGUGUUGCCUUCACUGAGGCCUUAAAGAAGCCAACAGCAUUAGGCGGUCCGUGGACCGUCUACGGUGUAUCACGACGACCAUUACCCACUUGGUUCCCAUCCUCCCUCCUCGACAAGCACAUUAUGUUAGACACCCUAAACCAACAACAAACACAUGAAAUCAUGGCUCCACUUUCAUCCCAAAUCACCCAUGUCUUCUGGGUAGCCUUACAAGUCAACGAAAGUGAACAAGUCAACAUUUCCCUCAACUCCACUAUGCUUUCUAAUGUCCUUAAUGCAUUAACUUCCUCUCCUAACUCAAAACUCAGUCAUGUAACGUUGCAAACAGGCACAAAACAGUAUUUAGGCCCUAUAUUUGAUCCAAGUCUUUCAGCUCAACUUGUCCCACGUGACGCACCCUUCAUAGAGGAUUACCCUAGACUAUCAUUUCCAAAUUUCUACUAUGCAUUGGAAGACAUUUUAACUUCCUACUCAAAAUCUUUAACUUAUUCCAUACAUCGCUCUUCUAGCAUUAUCGGAGCAUCAACAAGAAGUUACUUUAAUACACUUCUCACACUUUGCGUCUACGCAUUAGUUUGCAAACAUCAAAACUAUCCCUUCAGGUAUCCUGGUAACAAUUACAGUUGGGAACACUUUUGGGAUAUGUCUGAUGCUAGAGUGCUAGUUGAACAACAAAUAUGGGCCUCGGUGACAGACAAAGCUAAGAAUGAAGCUUUUAACUGCACAAAUGGUGAUGUGUUUACAUGGAAAAUGAUAUGGAAGGUACUUUGCGACACGUUUGGUGUUGAGUUCGUGCCAUUUGAUGAGAAAGAAAAGUUUGAUUUUGUGGAUUUUAUGAAGGAUAAAGGAGAAGUUUGGGAUGGAAUUGUUGAAGAGAAUGGAUUGUACAAGACAAAAAUGGAAGAGAUUACUUGUUUUGAUGCAUUAGGACAAGUAUUAAAACUUGAGAUUCAACAUGUUUGUAGCAUGAAUAAGAGUCGAGAAUUUGGGUUUCAUGGGUAUGCAAAUACGCUCAAGAGUAUACCAGAAUGGGUUCAAAAGCUGAGGGAAAUGAAGAUACUUUCAUAAGAAUGGUAAUAGUUUUACUUUUUGGGAAAGAUUGUGUACAAAUAAUUAUAUUUGUAUACUAAUUAAAUAAUGAAUCGUUGAUUUAUAUUAGGCCCAAUUGCAUGUCUUUCUAUGCAAUAGGUUUUCGGGUUGUGAGGAAAGACGUGAAGAGAGUAAAUCAACCAAACUAACUACACUAGUGUUAGAAGGUUAAAAAAAAAAAAAAAAAAAAAAAAAAAAAAAAAAAAAA